ACUGAAGCAUAUUCUUAAACGGUUCGGCGGCCAAACGCACACAUUUGACAAAGCUUUCCUAGUUGUGGGCCUCUCUCCGGGUAGUUUUAUAACCCCGUUGGUAGUUCGACCGGCUUUUGGACCAUGAACGUCAAAACCAUUCAUGAGAGAGCGAUUAGUCUCCCUCUUGGCCUUUGGAAGUUGUUAAUGUGUGAGGCGGAAGAAAGCGUCUGAGAAUACCGAACUAGGUGUUGCCCAGGCCAUGGAAGGGUUCGUCUCAGUUCUUGAGAUGGAUACAAAUAUUUGAUUUUUAUUUGAGAAGGGAUAUACUCCGUCAGACAUACAGUUUGAUGUAAAUAACGCGUGAAAAUAUAUAUAUACAUACUUGUUUGCAGUGUGUUCCUCUUUUUGUAAAUGUUGUCCUUACAUCUUUGUGUGGAAGCAUAUCCAGCGUGACACGCAAUAGGUCUAAUUCUGGAUUAUUUCGAGUCCCUGUUUUCAUCCGUGUGUGUUCCAGGGGCGUCGCGUAAUGUUACGGAUUGUAUAGGAGAGAGAUUCUUACGAUAACAUAAUUACAUCUCACUUUGUUAAUGUUAUUAUUAGUGACAGCGAACCACCUCGAGGGCUGCAACGCAAUACUUGAGUCGCAGCAGCAAGCCCUCGUUUUCUCUGCCACUCCGUACACAGAGAAAACGUUCGAUUGGGGACUAAAGUAAUUCUUGAUACAGUUUGGCAUCGGGGACCACGGAGGUCAUUCUAUGUCACAGGCAGUAUGAGUCGUCUUGUCGGGGGGAGUGACCUUACCAGCCCCCCAGGGUGCCUGCAGGGUGCAGGCUGGCAGGUGGUCGUCCACCUGCGCACCAGCCCAUCAUAGGCGGCGAGGCCCAGUAAAAAUAUCGCUGCUUGGCACGGCGACAGCUGAAGGCCCGGGGGGGCGGCCAGGGCGGGGCGCCGGUGCCAGGGCAUCAAGGUCAUGCCAGUGUGUCCUGGGCUGCCUGGGCGCGGUGUCGUGCCCGCCUCUGUCCUUCGUCGGUGCCGUGCCUCUCGAGCCCUCCGGUGGGCAGCCCCUCGGUGCUGUGCCGUGACCGUCGUCUGCCCUCUGUGCCGCUUUUUACCCCUCUCUGACCCGUGCCGUGCGCGACGUGUGGUCUGACGUGAAACCCGGGCCCCGCGGCGGGCGGGAUGGCGGGGCGGGGCAGGCGGGGCAGCAGGUAAUGCAUCGCAGCCCCAGCGUGGUGCGGGCUGCCGGCCCGCCACUGAACCAUGCCCAGCUGUUUGACCAGCUGAACGUGAUCCUCGACCCCAUCCUGCCCCGCUCCUGCCCCGGGGCAACCACCAGUUCGCCGAACACGCUCCCCCAGGGCCCUGCGCAGCCCCACUCGUGGUCCAGCGGGGACACCCUCAUGCCGCCCACGCUGGACCACAACACUCGCCGCCAGCUGGACGAGUUUGACGAAGUGAUCAGCCGGAUGGAAAACAUGACCGCCCCCUCCCCCCCGGAGCAGCUUGGCCCUCCCCCUUAUCCCGGCCCCCGCCACAACCUGACCUACCAAAAUCACUACCACCACCAGCACCAACCACAACCACCACCACAACACUUCCACCCACCACAGUACCAUGACAUGCAGCAGCUGGAUGGACACAGCCAUCAACACAACCACUCCCAACAACAACAGCAGCUGCAACAACAACAACAACAACAACAACAACAACAACAACAUUACCAACAACAGCAUCAACAACAACAACAACAACAACAACAACAACAACAUCAGCAACAACAACCGCCCCCUGUAUCAAUACACCACAACAACCAACACCAGCACCCUUACCACGACCCUCACCACCUCCAUCACCACCACAACCACCAGCCUCCUGCACCAAUGCCUCAGCAGCAGCAGCAGCAGCAGGUGAACCCAGAGCCAAUGAGCAUCGGCUGCGAGCCUUACGUCUCACAUUUCCCCUCCCCGCGCCCCUCCCCUCACCACUCACCCCACACCUCCCCGCCCACGGCCACCAACACCCCGCCAAGCUUGUCACGCCCGCACACUCCCCCGUCUCGGCGCUCCUCAGGGGAACCCGCGCCCACGCCCACGCCCCAGGUGAAGAUCGAAGUGACGGGCCCCCACGAAGAGGACGGCGGGGGCGUGUCGGGGUCCGGGGGGAGGGUGCUGGGCCUUCCUCCCCUGGCCCCGCCGCCCAGCGUCAAGGCCCUGCCCUCGACCUCCCGGACGCAGCUCAAGCAGCAGCUGAUGCGUCAGCAGCUGCAGCAGCAGCAGGAAGCCAAGGACCGGGAUGCCGCAGCACGUGCCCAACAGUCGCGGCAGGGCGUGCAGCACCAGCAUCAGCAACACGUGCAGCACCAGCACCAGCACCAGCAGCAACAACAGCAACACCAACAGCAACAACAACAACAGCAGGCCAUCGCCAUCCCCACGUCCUCCUCCCCUGAUGUGCCGCCACAAGUCCUGCAGGUACAGACGCGACUUGAGAACCCAACCUACUACCACGUGCUGCAGGCCCAGAGGCGGCAGAUGGAACAAUACCUGUCCGGCACCACCCCGCCACCCUCCUCCUCCGACCCGCGCCACGCCCCGCCGCCCCCCGCCUGGCCCCACUCCGACCCCGGCAUCGUCCAGCCCACGCCCCCCCGCUACGCUACGAACGGGGGAGUCAACGGGGGCGUGGCCAUGUCCGCCCCAAGGGUUCUGGGUGGAGGGGGGAGGGGGCCCGUCUCCCCCGCCCAGCCCCCCUCCACCGCCCCCCCUUCCGUGACCUCCCUCUCCGACGCCUCCGAGCAGCGCAUCGGAUCCUGCUUCAGUUCUCCGAGGGUUCGAACGGACGCGAUGUGGAUAACCGGCUCAGAGCUGGGUGCCAGACUACUGCGGGACUCAGCCAUAUCACGACACCUUUCACCACGGCUUCCCAUCCGGCCCUCAACGCCGUUCGGGGUUGCUGCUUGCCCGAGCCCUGCUAGUCUGAUGACCCCGUCGUCGAUCUUCUACUGGGACGUCACGCCCCCACCACGCAGCCGAUCCACCACUUAGAUUGUGGCUCCUGGGACUUUCUAUUCGGGACUUAUCUCUGACGCCUGGAUUGUAACCAAGGCGUCAUUCUCCCGUAUCGCCCUAUCCAGUGGUUGGUGUCGUUACACAACUACGGCGACGGGCAAGACUUGUGUGCGUGGGUUAAGUGGGGAGGCGGUUAAAAGUUAAACGUUUCUUGUGGUUUAUGUCUCGUCAGUAUCUAGUCAGUAACACUGUGAUAAGUUUACCCAUGGCCUAAAUGUAAUAGACUGGGACUCUACUUUGAACCUUGACAAUGUAAAUCAAAAUAUUAAAAUGUUUGUCACUA
Molecule: messenger RNA, 3333 nt
Organism: Eriocheir sinensis (Chinese mitten crab)
Lineage: Eukaryota; Metazoa; Arthropoda; Malacostraca; Decapoda; Varunidae
Product: protein tweety-like
Exons: 5
Coding region: 1194-3026 (610 amino acids)
Biological process (GO): regulation of transcription by RNA polymerase II
Cellular component (GO): nucleus
Molecular function (GO): DNA-binding transcription factor activity, RNA polymerase II-specific; RNA polymerase II cis-regulatory region sequence-specific DNA binding
Source: RefSeq, a predicted model, not a curated record